This is a messenger RNA of Pochonia chlamydosporia 170, 2136 nucleotides long. Its product is annotated as transporter ATM1, mitochondrial precursor. The transcript has 2 exons. Gene Ontology annotation, cellular component: mitochondrial inner membrane. NCBI's taxonomy places the organism in Eukaryota, Fungi, Ascomycota, Sordariomycetes, Hypocreales, Clavicipitaceae. Bases 1 to 2136 code for a protein of 711 amino acids. Gene Ontology annotation, molecular function: ABC-type transporter activity; ATP binding; ATP hydrolysis activity. Gene Ontology annotation, biological process: intracellular iron ion homeostasis; transmembrane transport. The record is from RefSeq and is a predicted model, not a curated record.
AUGAUACCGCGAAUACUACAAAGGCAGUCCUUGCUCUGCCCUAGGUGCAGCUUCGCCCAAGCUCACACUCGCCCGAUAUGGCUCCCCCAGCGACCAAUUGCCUUCGCACGACCUCUCCGAACAUCGGUGCCGGACCGUGAGCGCCGUGAGCCGUCCAAGCAACCCGAAGCGAUAAAGCCGUCCGCGAUAAUACCCAAGACUACACCGGCCGCCAAAGCCGCCCCCAAGAACAAUGACCCUCUUGCGACGGCGGACAAGUCGGCCACUGAACAGCGCAAGGCCGAUUGGGCCAUUAUGAAGGAAAUGUCGCGGUACCUGUGGCCCAAGGAUAGCUUUGGUACCAAGGUUCGCGUGGGACUGGCGGUGACGCUGCUCAUAGGAGCAAAGGUGUUGAACGUCCAGGUGCCCUUCUAUUUCAAGAGCAUUGUCGACUCGAUGAAUAUUGACUUUGCUGCUGUGGGCGGCACAGCUGCCGCCGUGGCAGGGAGCAUGAUUGUCGCUUACGGCGCCGCGCGGAUAGGAGCCACUGUGUUCCAAGAGAUAAGGAACGCCGUGUUUGCUUCGGUUGCCCAAAAAGCUAUCCGGAGUGUUGCACGAAAUGUCUUUGAUCACCUGCUGCGGCUGGAUCUGAACUUCCACCUGUCGAAACAGACUGGUGGCCUCACACGGGCGAUUGAUAGAGGUACCAAGGGUAUUAGCUUCCUAUUGACGAGCAUGGUGUUUCACAUUAUACCUACCGCACUGGAAAUCAGCUUGGUAUGCGGCAUUCUUACUUGGCAGUAUGGCGCAAAGUUUGCUGCCAUCACUGCAUUGACCAUGGUGGGAUACACGGCGUUUACGAUUUGGACAACUGCGUGGAGGACGAAAUUUCGAAGACAAGCAAAUGCUGCGGAUAACAAGGCAUCCACUGUUGCUGUGGACUCGCUGAUCAACUACGAGGCUGUCAAGUAUUUUAACAAUGAAAAGUUCGAGGUGGCACGGUACGAUAAGGCGCUCAGGGAGUAUGAGAAAAGCUCCAUCAAGGUGGCCACGUCGUUGGCCUUUCUCAACAGUGGACAGAAUAUCAUCUUCUCAUCCGCAUUGACUGCCAUGAUGUAUUUUGCGGCGGAUGGUGUGGCCAAUGGCUCCCUGACGGUUGGUGACCUCGUCAUGGUGAACCAGCUCGUUUUUCAGCUUUCUGUGCCGCUCAACUUUCUGGGAUCCGUCUACAGAGAGCUGCGCCAGUCAUUACUUGACAUGGAGACUCUGUUCAAUCUCCAAAAGGUCAAUGUUAGCAUUGCCGAAAAAUCUGACGCCAAGGACCUUGUGUUGGCUCGCGGCGGAGAAAUCAAGUUCCAGGACGUCACCUUUGGAUAUCACCCUGACCGUCCCAUCCUGAAGAACCUGUCUGUUACUAUUCCCGCUGGCAAAAAGGUGGCCGUCGUGGGCCCCAGUGGUUGUGGCAAAUCUACCCUCCUCCGCCUCCUCUUCCGAUCUUAUGACGUCCAAGGCGGACGUAUUCUCAUCGAUGACCAAGACAUUCGGGAUGUGACCGUCGACUCUCUCCGGAAAUCCAUCGGUGUCGUGCCUCAGGACACACCUCUCUUCAAUGACACCGUCGAGCACAAUAUCCGCUACGGCUCCAUCACCGCGUCUCACGAAGAAGUUGUGGCCGCAGCUAAACGAGCCCGCAUCCAUGACAUUAUCGAAAAAUUCCCUGAUGGAUAUAGCACUAAAGUCGGUGAGCGUGGCAUGAUGAUUUCCGGUGGUGAGAAGCAGCGCCUUGCCAUGAGUCGACUGCUGCUCAAGGAUCCGCCCUUGCUCUUCUUCGACGAAGCGACCAGUGCACUAGACACGCAUACGGAGCAGGCGCUCAUGAUUAACAUCAAUGGAAUCCUGAGAGAAAAAGGUCGUACGAGCGUAUUUGUUGCGCAUCGACUGCGGACAAUAUUUGAUUCCGACUUGAUUAUUGUGUUGAAGGAUGGCAAAGUGGCUGAGAUGGGCACGCACAGGGAGUUGAUAGACCGGGCUGGAGUUUAUUCAGAGCUGUGGAGUGCGCAAGAAAUGUUGUUUAAUGAAGAUGGAAGUGAGACGGAAGAGACUGAGGAGCAGAAGGAGCAGGAAGCGGCGCUGAAGCAGCCUUCACCUCGGAAGUAG